Molecule: messenger RNA, 879 nt
Organism: Effrenium voratum
Lineage: Eukaryota; Dinophyceae; Suessiales; Symbiodiniaceae
Source: the annotation of a GenBank genome assembly
AUGGCCAAGGCCUCCCUGCGACUGGGCUGCAAGGUCUUGGAGCUGGCGCAGGUUUGCAUCCGAGAAGCGCGGCUGUCCGUGGCCCCGGUCAUCUUCUCCGAGCCGAAGCCAGAGCCAAAGAUGGUGCGUGGCAAGAUGGAACUGCGAGAACGCUUUCCGCUUGCCACCGACGACACCUUGCUGGAGGCUGGCGUGGAGAACAAUGCGGUCUUGAGAGCCAAGAUCAGCCCGGCGGUCAUCACGGCCUCCAAGGACUGUACGGCCCGCAUUUGGAACGCUGAGACGGGGAAAUGUGAGCUGGUGCUGGAGGGUCACAGCGAUGCGGUGUGCUCAGCGUGCAUUUCUCCGGACUGCAGAUACGUGGCCACCUCCUCAGAAGAUGCCUCAGCCAGGCUUUGGUACGUGGACAGCGGCAGGUGUGCUCGCGUGCUGCUGGAUCAUAAAGAAGCCGUCUAUUCCACGGCAUUCUCCCCAGACAGCAAGCAGGUGGUGACUGCGUCAGAGGAUGGCAGUGCCAAGAUUUGGGUGGUGAAGACUGGCCUCUGCAAGCUUACCCUCAAAGGGCAUAACUUUGCAGUGCUGUGGGCGGCUUUCUCGCCAGACGGCAGGAGCGUGACGACCACGAGCAGUGAUGGCACCUUGAAGAUUUGGAAUGCAAAGACCGGAGUUUGUGACCGGACUCUGCUCGGGCAGAAGCCGGUGUACUUGGCCUCCUUUGCGACAGAUGGGAGCACCUUUGUCACAGCCAGUGGUGAUUCCACGGCCAAGAUUUGCGAUCUAGUGACUGGCGACUCCAAGAUUGUGCUGCAAGGGCACGACGCGCUGGUCUUGGGCGCAUCCUAUGCGCCUUCCUGCCCGGCAGAGAAGGACGAUGGCUAA